AUGCAACCAAAUACUAUCUCGACUGCGGAACUGCAACGACGAACUUUGGUUUGCCAUGUUUGUGGUGAUACUGCUCGUGGAAUGAACUAUGAUGUGCUCACGUGUAUGUCAUGCAAAAUUUUCUUUCGUCGAAAUGCAUUUCGAGCAAUUGAAACAUUGCGAUGCCCACGAGUAUCGAAUUGUAACAUCACGAAAAAAAAACGUAGUCAUUGUGCGGCAUGUCGUCUGAGGAAGUGUUUUGCAGUCGGUAUGAAUCGUCAGUUAAUUCAAGUCUUUAGUCCAACAGAAUUGCCGCAUCCUCGACCUCUUGGCCUUCUACGAAAUGAUCGGUCGACAUUGACACGUGAUCAGUGGACUCUUCUCUCGAAUCUUAUCAAUCUGCAUGAGACGGAAACACUUCUUAUUCAACAGCAAUCGUUAUUGGACCAAGAAUCGACUCGACCGAUUCAACGACGAGGAAAAGCAUUAUUAGUAUUGGAUUUCUUUCGUAAUUGCCUGAUCUGGAUGGAGUCUUCACUGAAACGAUUGAAAUAUUUCCAAUCCGUUUCGAAUACUACUCGACAUGUUCUUCUAAAACAUAAUAUUCGAUCUUGUGCGAGUUUCAACGGUUUUCUUGUCACAAGAAAACUUGUUUUGUUCAAUGAACCUUGGUUAACCCAUUCCUUUUACAAGAUUUUCGAUGAACAACUAUUGAUAAGCAUCUUCAAAAUUCACAAAAACUUCGAUCUCAAUGAUAUUGUCAUCAAACUUUUCUUACUUGUUAUGAUAUUUUCAAGUAAUUGCUCGCCGUUGACAUUCGAUCAAUCGUACCAAAUGGAAUCCUUGGAGAGUUCACUCGAAUCUCUGCAUAUUCAAGAUAUUUUCGUCACUUUAUUAUGGAAAUAUUUACUUUAUCAAUAUGGACCAAUGGAAGCAACCAUACGAUAUGUUAUAUUGGUAAAAGCGAUGGUAGACAUGAUUUCUGUAAAGGCACAGAUGUCUUCGGUUUUAGUUUACGAAGAUAUGAUUAAUGAAACGAUGAAAGAACUCGAAAGAUCAUUAGUUUUACAAGAUUAA
This is a messenger RNA of Adineta ricciae, 1056 nucleotides long. NCBI's taxonomy places the organism in Eukaryota, Metazoa, Rotifera, Eurotatoria, Adinetida, Adinetidae. The record is from the annotation of a GenBank genome assembly.